CUCGCGGAGACCACGGCGGCAGAGAAAGCCGACCUCCUCUCCCGGGUUAAAGAACUUGAGACAGAGCUCAGUGUCUGGAAGCAAGCACAUACGGCUGCCAGAGAAGCUGCGGAACGCGAUAGUAAGGCGCGGGACGACCAACAGUUCGCGCUCGUAAAGAGGCCAACAUCGAGCACAGGGUCAGGGUCUGACGGCGCAAAUCAACUCGUCCUCUGUAUAAUCGACGGAUCAAGGUCCAUUUUCUCACCGUCGUAUCUUCGACACGGACAAGAAGGCGGACGACGAGCUGGACAUGAACUGAUGACAGGCAUUCGCCAACAUCUUAGGCCUCAGAUCUAUCCCGAACAGCUCUCGAUUUGGAUAUCCAUCUACGUGGACAAGGCAGCGCUAAGGAGCGACAUCAUACUUCAUGAUCUAUGUACACCCGAUCAAUGGGAUGCGUUUUGCAGUGGUUUGAGUGAAGCGUCAGCCAAUCUCGCUGUCGUCGACGUUGCGGGUAAGGCAACGCUCGACGCUAAAAUAAAAGAGUACGUACAGACAUUUGCGACUCUGCCUCAAACUACGCACGUCUUCUUCGGAGGUAUGAACCCACCUAUCAUAUAUCGCGCGUUCAAUCGGCUCACAGGACUGCCUAUAGCGGGAUACAGCGCAGAUACCUUGAGCAUCUUUUUCACUCUCAAUGCUUCCUUGUCCACAAAACUCGUUAUGAUCUACGGUCAACCACCUCCCCCCACUUUGUCCCCCAGAUUACAGGCCAAGUCUUAUUCAUUGCCAUCAGAAAAUCCUCCGCCAUGCAACGAACAUUAUCUACUCGAGAAGUGUUCCAAGGAGGGAAGGUGCAAAUACUCGCACGAAUAUGAACUCAGCGCUGAACACCUCGAGACUUUGGCCAAAAACGCGAAGCAAUCACCAUGCUGGUUCUUAAAUAACGAAAAGCAGUGCCCCUAUGGCAAAGAAUGCUGUUGGGGCCAUGUUUGUCCGUUCGGCGUGAAGUGUUACUUCUCGAGCAAGGACAGGUGUCGUUUCAAAGGCCGUCAGUUUCUUUUCCUCACACUCUUCUCUCAUGUACCCCGAGCUCACCGCUUAUCCAUCAGCUGGGAUGCAUCGACCGAAAGGAGAAACGCCGGAAUCGGAGUAGCCUAA
Messenger RNA from Stereum hirsutum FP-91666 SS1, 1143 nucleotides. RefSeq lists its product as uncharacterized. Gene Ontology annotation, molecular function: metal ion binding. The annotation marks the transcript as partial. Lineage: Eukaryota; Fungi; Basidiomycota; Agaricomycetes; Russulales; Stereaceae. The record is from RefSeq and is a predicted model, not a curated record. The transcript has 6 exons.